This is a messenger RNA of Lithohypha guttulata, 1653 nucleotides long. RefSeq lists its product as uncharacterized. The transcript is spliced from 5 exons. The record is from RefSeq and is a predicted model, not a curated record. Lineage: Eukaryota; Fungi; Ascomycota; Eurotiomycetes; Chaetothyriales; Trichomeriaceae. The coding region runs from base 1 to 1653 and encodes 550 amino acids. Gene Ontology annotation, molecular function: monooxygenase activity; iron ion binding; heme binding.
AUGUCUGACUCUUAUACUGUGCCCCUCGGAGCUUUGACUCUAGGAUCCCUUUCUUAUUGGACAUAUUUCCAGCGCGGCGAGCAUUUCCUGUAUGCAGUCCAGUACAUACAGGGAUUUGCCAUAACGGUCCUAGCUGGUGCCAUCUUCUUCUCACAACAGGCCGAUAUCUCUUUCCUUGCAUCCCUGUCACACAGCAUUCGAUUAUCAGCUAUCUUCCUCGCUGGCCUAUAUGCCAAUUGUGCUUUUUACCGGCUCUUUCUGAAUCCACUAAACAAGUUCCCUGGUCCAUACUUCGCUCGUUUGACUAAAUUUAAUCACUGUUUUCGCAACGCUGGUCUUGAUGCUUACAAACAGUUUCUCAACGACCACCAGAAGUACAAUACCAAAUUCUUGCGCAUCGGUCCAAAUGAUCUGUCUGUAGUGGACGUCCGAGCCGUUCAGAUCGUGUCUGCUGCAGACUCGAAAUGUGUCAAAAGCCCUUGGUAUCAAAACGACUAUCCUUUGAUCUCACUGCACACAACAAGAGACCGAGCCAUGCACCACCGCCGCCGACGAGUCUGGGCGCCAGCCUUCAGCGAUAAGGCACUCAGAGGCUACGAGCAGAGAGUACAGAGACUUAACGAUCUGUUGAUUACAAAGCUCGACGAAAGUAAAGGAAGUCCCCUGGAUGCAACCAACCUGCUCAACCUAUACUCAUUUGACACCAUGGGAGAUCUAGCCUUCGGUAACGAUUUCGGUAUGCUAGAGAGUGGGAAGCCACAUUGGGCGAUCAAGCUCUUGAAUGAAGGCAUGGAUCCCCUAGGCCUGCAACUACCUGUGUGGUUCUUUAGAACGUUGGCUGCUAUACCUGGUCUCGCAGCUGGGUACUGGAAAUUUAUCGCCUUCUGUACACAACAACUGGAGAACCGUAUUGCAGUACACGGCAAGACUGACCCUAACAAGCCUGAUAUUACACAGUCGUUGAUUGAUCACUACCUCAAGUCGUCACCUGAAAACAAGAAGGAACUUUGGCCUAUGCUUUGUGGUGACUCGCGGCUCAUCAUCGUAGCGGGAAGUGAUACUACGGCAGCUACCUUGUCGUACUUGUUCUACCACAUCGCUAGCAAAAAGGAUUGGCAGGAGAAGUUGCGGAAAGAGAUACAAGACAUAAAGGCGUCGACAAAGUCUACAGAGCGAACUAUCGCUGAUCAAUCACUUAAGGACGCUCCCGUCCUCAAUGGCAUGAUCAAUGAAGCCCUAAGGUUGAAUCCACCCGUGCCGUCUGGUGUGUUCAGGCAGACUCCACCUGAAGGUGUCACCAUUGGGGAAACCUUUAUUCCAGGCAAUAGUGUCAUCCAGAUCCCUACCUACGUUAUGUCGCGGUCCGAGGACAACUACGUCGAGCCUGCGCAGUUUAUGCCAGAACGAUGGUCCUCGAGACCAGAGCUCAUCAAGGAGAAAGACGCAUUCAUUCCCUUCUCGACUGGACCUUUUGGCUGCAUCGGCAAGAAUCUGGCGUACAUGGAAAUCCGAACAAUUACUAGCCAAAUAAUUGAUCAGUUUGACGUCAGUCUAGCGCCAGGCGAAGAUGGCAGAAAGUUGGUUGAAGAAGCGGUGGAUCAUUUUACUCUAGGACUGAAGCCUCUAAUGCUUGAGUUCAGGAGGAGAAAUUGA